UUUUUGUUUUCGCGAAUUAGGAAUAGUUGUUUCCAAAAUGUUGAUAGUGAUUGUAAUAAAUUUUGCCCGUUUUUUACAGAGAAGUCAAAGGGAACACCUGUUGGGCCUGGGCCAUCACAAAUGCCGGGUCCUAUUACUACAGAAGCACCUACAAAUGCUACCUCUAAAGCCCAUGAGACAACUACAUCAGUAACUACCACUACCUCUACUACUACUACUACUACUUCUACUGCUGCUACUACUACUACUACUACUCAGAAGCCCACUACGAAACCUGACACAACUACUCCACCUCCUACAACCACCACAAGCAUACCUACCACUACUACUCCUCAAACUACUACUACUACUACUCCCUCCAAUACUUCCACAACCACAACAUCCACCACUUCUCCUCCUGUAACUACAAGUACUGAACCUUCAUCAACUACCAAAGGACCUGUUUCAACUGUGAGUCCAGUCCCUAAUCCUACAGCUGAGCCGUCCAAAGAUCGGCGAUUUGAUGGACCUAGCUUUAUUGGUGGUAUUGUGCUGUCUUUGGGAAUUAUGGCUAUUGCCUUUGUGUCAUGGAAGUUCUAUAAGGCUCGCUCUGAGAGAAAUUACCACACCUUGUAAAUUCACCUUCAGUGAUCAGAAGAGAACACCAACUGAAUGGUAUAAAACGUAAGUUAGUGUUGAAAUCAAAAUGUUUGGUAAGCACAUUUUGCACAAUCUGCUUAUGGGUUGAAAAGUAAUGCCUUAAGACAAAAAAAAUUCAGUUUUCAUAAAUUAUUCAUUGUUUGUGAAGUUUUUGUUUUUAUUUUUGUGAUGUUGGAAGAAAAAAACUUGUACAUAUUUUGCUGAUUGCCUCUGCAAAUCGGGGUAGUAUAUGUUGAUCUGUUACUGAUCUGUCCAGUAAUGAAAGGAGGUUACCAAAUUAAUUUGUCUGAAAUGUUUAAUGGAAUCUAAAUGGGGAAAAAAGAGGGAUGGAAAAUGUUUCAGGGGAACUGAAAUGGGAAGUAUCAAAUUUCUCGUUUACCUCCUUUCAUUAGCAAUGAGGAACGGUAUUCCUAAUAUUCUCAAUUUAGAGUUGAAGGUUAGUCAAUGUCAAAUAUGCUGUGAUGAGAAUCUAAGUAGAUGUUUAAUAUGUAUAAAUUAAACGUAAGGCAGGCCAUAGGUUUCAUAAUAAAUGUGAACCUUUAGCAAUAUCAGAAAUCAAGGUAAUGUAAAUGUUUUUCUGAAGGAAACGUGAUGUAUGUGCUGCAACUUGGACAGGAGCUAAUGAAUAAUAUUCGGAAAUUACUUCUUGUAAAAUUUAAAUUUUAUUUUUGUGUUUGUUUCACAUAGAAGUGUAUAGGAUUCAAAUUCUUAUUAGUAAACUAUUUUAAUCUAAAAACCUUUGGCACGUGUUUGUAGAGUUUCUCUUUUUUUUUUCUAUUGCGUAGGUAGUUUCCAGUUGUGUAGUUUUUACAAUUUUUUCUUUGAAAAAAGAAUUUGAAAAAACUAGAUAAAAGGAUAAAAUUUCAUUUUAGUAUGAAAGCUUAUUUUAUUAAAAAUGUACAGUAGAUAUCAAAAACUACGAUGACAAUUUUUUUUCUGUGAUGGCAGAACAGACUUGGAAAGUGGUAGUGGGCUAUAUAACGAAUGGUGCUUUGAAGUGUAAAUAAUCUCGCAAAGUGUGCAAAGUAACUUUAUUAAAAUGCCAUUGUGAAUCUCUUAGAUUCUGAAGAUAAUCCCAUGUUCACAUAGUAUAUUGCACUGUUUGUUCAUUGCUUUACAUAAUCGUGCACCAACCAUGAUAAGAAUAGGUUUUAAAUUUAACAUAGCACUAUUUCUUUAGAAAGCAAAACUUUUACAUCUAAGACACUUCGAAACAAAAUUCAGAUUUUUACUUUGUGGUUCAAUUUUUUAAAGUUAGGUCCAUGAAGUGAGAUCACGAUUAAAUCUAAUUAUCCCUAGUUUGUAAAUCCCCAAAAUUCACUUGAGAUUCUUUGUACAGUGCAAUCUUAGGGCCUGUUAAUGAAGGUUAUGUAGUUAUAACAGCAAGUGAGACUAAGGUCGUGGAAACAAGUGCUCUUAGCGUGUUGCGUGAGUGAGUGUUGGUGUGGCAAAAGAGAUGGAGUAUUUGUGUCAGACACUGUUGCCUUGCUGGUCUAUUUUAAUAAAAAUGUUUGUAGUAUCAGGACAUGGGGUUAUUGUAAACUAAUUAUAUUAUGAUUAUUAUAAUUGAGGAUUAGUAUUUUCAAUAUCUACUCUGUACCCACCUAGUGUUUAUAUUGUCAUAUCUAUGCAUACUGCAAUACACCAAUACUUAUUGCUGUUAUUUUGUAUUACAUGUUAGGCAGAAAUAAUUGUGAUGUUUGUUUAGAUAGGACAAGUGAACAAUUUGUAUGUUUUGUUAUUUUUGAAGUGUGAAGAGGCAACCAAAGAGGCAUUUAUUUUUUUUAACAUUCAGUUAUUUUGUAUUGAUUCUUUUCUUUCUCUACUUGGCUUAGAACAUUCAGUUUAUAUUAGGUCUUUCAGUAAUAAAAUUGCAAGAAAUUACAAAGGCACUAAGAAAAUGAAUUAAGUGCUAUUUAGUUCCCGAGUUAAAAUGCACAUAAACAGUAAUGGUUCUUCUGUUUAAUGCAGGAUCUGGUGAGGUUGUGGAGAGAAAUGUGCAUUUGUUAUGUGUGCAUUUAAGAAGUUUAAAUGUUCUUAUGCUGAUGUGAUGCAUUUUUGUAUCUUCACAAACCUGAAUAUGUGUUAAACACUUUCAAUUAGUAUAAUGUAAAUAUGAUAUAAAGCUAAGCUGAAGCAUAUUUUGUGACUGGUGUUCAUAAACUUUUUUGCUCAUUUGCUUUUUUUGUGCUGGUUAAUGAAUCUCUUUCAUUGUGAUAGUUUUGUUGCAUUGCAAAGGAGGUUAAUAGAGAGUUUUGUCAAUUUGUCAGCAAGAAAAGUUGAAUCUGUACUUGAAAUUCCCAGUCAUUAAAUAUGAUGCUGUUAUUAAUCUUGAGAAUCCAUCCAUUAUAGGGAAUAGUUUCAAAACGUUCAUUGGAAUUACUUUUUGCAAGUAAUGUAUGUAAUGUUGUGACAAGUUAAUUGCAUAUAUUUUCAUGAUAUAACCUACUCUGAAGUGCUGUUCGUAAAAUCAGUGUAACAAGAAUUUGCCAAUAAAUGUUUUUCUCUUGUAUUUUACUUACUUUCUUAAAAACCCACCUGAUGACUUAAGAGGCACACACCAUUCUUAGAAUUGAAGGUGCUAGUGUUGCAUAAUUGCUAAUGCCACAGCUUCCAUGCUUCCUUCACUUCUACCAAUGGGGGCUGGACUUGAUCCUGACCAAUUUCAAGUGGAAUUUUUUGUGAACUAAGCAAGUUCUUAGUAGGUUUUCUCAGUGUUCAGUCUCCUUUGCUUCUCAUACCACCAUGUCUCCAUAAUUCACUUUAUCACUGGAAACUAUAGCAUGCAAAAUCACUGUCAGUGUAAAAAUAUGUACCAUGAAAUGGCAAAUUAUUUACAUUAAUAAGUUAUGUCAACAGUAAAAAUAUGUAGUCGGAU
This is a messenger RNA of Gryllus bimaculatus (two-spotted cricket), 3517 nucleotides long. The record is from the annotation of a GenBank genome assembly. Lineage: Eukaryota; Metazoa; Arthropoda; Insecta; Orthoptera; Gryllidae.